AUGACUUUAAUACGUAACGGUUUCAUCUUACUGUGUCUCAUCGCGUUAUCAAGCGCGGCAUCCGUGGAUAGCUAUGAAGAAGCUAAAAUUCAGCUAGAAGAAUACAUACAGAACAAGAAAACGGAAAUCGAUCCCAGGUACCGUCCGUUAUACCAUGUUGCUCCUCCUGUUGGCUGGAUGAACGAUCCAAAUGGAUUUAUUUACCACAAUGGAGAAUUCCAUCUCUUCUAUCAAUACUACCCAUAUGACAGCGUGUGGGGCCCUAUGCACUGGGGUCAUACGUCCAGUCCUGAUCUCGUUAACUGGAAGCAACUGCCAACAGCGCUACUGCCUGAAGAGGAAAUGUGUUUCUCUGGGAGUGCUGUUAGCGAAGGCGAUACGAUGAUACUCAUGUACACCGGCCGUAGGGACACCGAUGACGAACCUUUCUUUAACGAAAGUCAGUAUCUCGCCUACAGCGACGACGCAAUCAACUUCCAGAAGUAUGAAGGUAAUCCGGUUCUUGCUGAAUCACCGAAUGGUUCUCCCGAUUUCCGAGAUCCAAAAGUAUGGAAAUAUAGCGACGAUUACUACGUAAUAAUUGGAAGUAAAACAUUGGACAAUCGAGGACGAGUUCUUCUAUAUAAAUCUAAGGAUAUGAAAAGUUGGGAAUAUCUGACAGUAUUGGGAGAGUCAGAUGGAGACAUGGGCUACAUGUGGGAAUGUCCCGACUUUUUCGAGCUAGACGGAAAAUUUGUUUUACUUAUGUCACCACAAGGAUUAGAACCACAAGGAGAUAGAUACAAAAAUGUUUACCAAAAUGGCUAUAUAAUCGGUAGUUUCAAUUACGAUACGAAUGAAUUCGUGCCGGAAGUACCAUUUCAAGAAACAGACUACGGGCACGAUUUCUACGCUGCUACAACGACUGAAGCAAACGGAAAGCGUUACUUGCUCGCGUGGUUAAGUAUGUGGGAGGUACCACAUCCUGAAGAUACCGAUGGAUGGGCAGGAAAAAUUACAUUACCUAGAGAAUUGAGUUUGGUUAAUAAUCGUAUCCUCAUGAAACCUGUCGAGGCAAUGGAAAAUCUUAGGGAAAAUAUAGCAGUUGAUGAAAAUGUUGGAUCUGACGAAGAGCACGAAUUCGGGAAAGCAGUCGAAUUGCUUGUGGACAGCGACCUUGAGCAGAAAGUGGAUUUGUUAUUGGAAGGUCGUGAUGGCGGUGGUAAGGUAUGGCUUCGCUGGGAUCCAGGAGUUCGCAAAGUUGUCGUAGACAGAGGUUCUGGUGACAUCAGACAAGUCGAAUGGUCUCCAAUCGGAUCACAUACCUGGCGAAUCUUCCUAGAUGCAAGCAGCCUAGAACUCUUCUGCGGGGAAGGCGAAGUGGUCUUCAGUAGUAGAGUGUUCCCUCUUGGGGGAUGGAAACUAACCAAUCAAAGCCCUCAGCCCUUACGUAUUAAGGCUUUCAAUUUAAAAAGAAGUGUACCAGAAUAAUUGACACGUAAAAAAAUGGACUACUGUAUUAUUUUCACAAUAUACUAAUGUUAAAUAAAAUACUUUUUUUUUGAAAAAUUAUAUUGUACGUAAGGAAAGAAGUGUUAACUUUCAAGUAAGUAUUAGUAAGUUGAUUUAAAUAUAAUAAAUAGUUUAAAAGUACGUGUACAACAAA
Molecule: messenger RNA, 1645 nt
Organism: Melitaea cinxia (Glanville fritillary)
Lineage: Eukaryota; Metazoa; Arthropoda; Insecta; Lepidoptera; Nymphalidae
Gene: Suc1
Product: sucrose-6-phosphate hydrolase-like
Exons: 1
Coding region: 1-1470 (489 amino acids)
Biological process (GO): carbohydrate metabolic process
Cellular component (GO): cytoplasm
Molecular function (GO): beta-fructofuranosidase activity
Source: RefSeq, a predicted model, not a curated record